CGUAUGUGUAAACCUUAGAGGAAAAAAAGCGCUGCGCACAUAUUCAGAAAUCGGCCUUACUUAAACAAUUAAAACACCAGGUAUUUUGGUUUUGUGCAGCCACUCCUUCUCAGACCAAAGUAAAGAGUUUUUCUUCAUUUUUUGAGCUACUUUUACAACGGGUUUUCUCAAUAGACAGAAACCCUAAAAGAAAACGGUCUUGUUUUACGCAUAUCGAGGAGGAGUCAACAACCCCUCUAAUCGUUAUUAGUAUUUCUUAAUGCCUCCAGCCAAGCAAAGAAUUUCAUAUUGGCCUCAACUCAUUGUACGUGUAAAAUAACCCUUAGUGAAAAAAAGCACAGCGCACAUAUUGAGAACUUGAAUAAGUUCCAUCGGUUCAUUACCUCCGAGAGAUCGGGAUGCUUCCUCCGUCUCGUACCAUAAACGUAUGAGAAGAAAACCCCCAGAGAAUUUAUUAUUUUGGUAAGAGAGAGAGAGAGAGAGAGAGAGAGCGAAUCGAACAAACUUUUCUACAACACGAUAUACCACUCCGGGUCAGGAGGGGCGAUAUAGCACGGACCGGUCGGAUGACUACGCCGGAUGGAAGCAUAACCGGAAGCGUGGCAGGGAGUUUCCCUUUGACCUUCAUCCUGCUUCAUGAUCAGCCGUUCAAACUUUCCCCAAUAUUGUAACAACAAAGUUAGUUUUUUAAGAUCAGACAGAUCACAAAACAUUCCUCACACACAGUCACUGAAUUACCAUCUGUGGCACAAAUAAGCUUCAGGGACUGACUUGUUUUUUAGAACCGACCUUUGACACUUGGAUGUUGGCUUAAUUUUUACACAAAGAGAAAUUUGACCCUAAUAAAAAAAAACAUGGUGAAUACUUACCUCAACUUUGAUGGGGUUUUUUCACAGCUAUUUAUUUAGAAAAAAGUAAAACAAGGACACAAUUAAUGCACAUUGCAGAGUACAUGAAUGGGAAUUCCUCCUCUCUAUACUUACACUGCUCCCUAACAAAUGCCGAGUCAUCAUCUCCAUAUUGUGUGUCCCACUUUUCGAGUUUCAUUGAACUGUGCACAAGAUGUAAAACAAUGUAUUAGUUUUUUAAGUCCCCGGUCUAACAAGAUGCCAUUCAUUUAGGAGACUAAUCAUUUUUUGAUUUUAAAUUGUGCUAACGCAGUAACAUUAAAAAUAAAACAUAUUAGAACUCUUUUUUUUUUUUGUUGGACACAAGAACAACUCGAGCAUCUUUUUUUUCGGGAGCCGAACUAGGGCUUACAUGUUUGCCGUGCCCCUGGGGACCAGUGCGAGGUUGUGUGGCGUGGAGGGUCCAGACACUCCCACAGCACAGACUUUGCUAUCCGCACAGAGCUUUUCUGGUGUGUCUCAUGCAAAAGAGACAAUACAGCUCACGAGCGGAGGUCACGGCAAGAGUUCCCCGAGUUGACACGUAUGAACCAUAAAGUCAGUUUGGACUGAGGAGCAGUCGGACCAACACGGACAUCAGUUCAGACUGAAAUCCAGUUCAGAGGGCACACGCAACAUGUUCAAGCUUGCACGGAGGCCUUGCAGUAAAAAUAAGAAGAUGGUUAAGGCGAGAGAUUGCUAUUCUGUCUUUUACAUCGGUACAAAGGGAGGACUAAAUGCCAAAAAAGAGAAAAGUUUUUUAAAAAAUGACGCUUUAAAACAGUUCGAGUAUCUUUGUGUUUACGGGGAGAAGGGAAUAACUGCGGCCGAGGCUCUGAAAAGAGACGGUCGCUUCACCGAUGACCUGGGCUACUUUGAGCUGGUUAACAUCGACGACGAACGUAAGACUGAGUGCACGGACAUAAUCGAUUGUCUGGACAAUAAGAAAUUCCAGAUAUGUUUUCCACAGGGAGCAGAUACGGAUGUAUCCAUCCCAGAGCAGCAGAAACCUCCACACGCAUCAAAUAAUGCAAAGCGCAGCGGUGGAAUGACAUCGGUCUUAGAUGUAGCACGGCAGAAUGGAUUGAGUCUAAAAACGGCAAUCAAAGAAACGGGCAGCAGCAUUGACCGUAAGGAGGUUUACGAUCUACUUUGUCAGCAGUAUCCGCGUCUGAAAGGAUGGCAGGAGAGUAGAUUCCCCAAAAAUUCUUUUCAGGAAGCACUGAAGUACAGGAAGGAGAGCUUUGGAAAGAGCCGGCAGCCUUUUACUGAAAUUCGCAGCGUUAUGUUGCUGCUCGAAUUGAGCGAGUCAGUUUGUCUCAUAUCCGGUUCCUUCAUAAAGCAAGGCACAGGCUUUGUGCUAUUUGACAACUUUGUCUUGACCAACGCCCGCUUAUUCGACUACUGGGUUAAAUCAAACACACCUAACUGGCGUGAAUUUGUAAACGUUACCGUGGUCUUUAACUUUGAAGACCAAGAGUCAGACAGGAACAACCUCAGCGCUAAGGUGUUCAUCGGCGACGAUAAGUUAGAUUAUGUCAUACUUAAGCUAGAAACAGAGAAAGUACCGCCGGGGCUCCUUAAGAGAUUUGGGCCUGUACCUUCAGACGGCGAGGCCUGUGUCGUCGGACACCCGGGAGGAGGAGUGAAAAAAAUGAGUCCUACGUGGGUCGUGGAGAAAGAGAGGGGAGAGCAUGCUGAGAAUAAUGACAAUUUAGAAGACUGCGAGGAAUUUUGCAGUCUUUGUGAAAUGAAUCAGCAGAUCAAAAACGACCCGUAUGAAAAUAUCUACGUCACCUACAACACUCUCAUGUACCACGGCUCUUCCGGCUCCCCGGUUUUCGAUGCCGACGGACGAGUGUUUGGUUUGCACAGCGGCGGGUUUUUCUAUGGGUUUCCGAACCUUAGCGAGAGUGUGAUUGAGUACGCCUUUCCUCUGCUCACUAUAUUUGAAAACUUUGUGGCUAAUCUGAAGAAAGAUGGGUAUGGGGAGGUGUUGGAAAGAGUUGAGGAGGAAGCGAAGGGAAAUCCUCACCUAGAAAACAUUAUAGCCUCUGUUGUGGGGUCAAAGCAAGGCAAACCUGGCGCGAUGUUGCAGGAAGUUGAGAGUAAAACAGAUUCUGAGGAGAUGGCUGUGUAGAGACAGAAUGAUCGCAGUAGUUUGCCUGUUUUGUACAGAUGACCUCUUAUUUUACAAAUUCUUAGUUUUCACUCGUUAUCAUUACGACAAAGGGUAUGGGGCUCUUGACAACCAUUUUCACAGUUUUUGGAAAAAGCAAGGACAAUUUGUGUUUCCUUUUUUAUUUUAUCGUAGUUUUGUUUUUAGUUUUGACAGACAUUUAACAUAAACUUGUUUCUUUUAUGAGCCUUUAAGAUUAGUUGAGUGACCGCAUGAUUUUACAUUGCUC
Oreochromis niloticus (Nile tilapia) is the source of this 3295-nucleotide messenger RNA. Its product is annotated as protein FAM111A-like. The transcript has 3 exons. Gene Ontology annotation, cellular component: nucleus; chromatin. The record is from RefSeq and is a predicted model, not a curated record. Lineage: Eukaryota; Metazoa; Chordata; Actinopteri; Cichliformes; Cichlidae. Gene Ontology annotation, biological process: DNA replication. The coding region runs from base 1525 to 3027 and encodes 500 amino acids.